This is a messenger RNA of Schistosoma rodhaini, 450 nucleotides long. The record is from the annotation of a GenBank genome assembly. Lineage: Eukaryota; Metazoa; Platyhelminthes; Trematoda; Strigeidida; Schistosomatidae.
GUAACUUACGUACGUUCAUUUUGCUCGGUUCGAUAUAUAGUUAAAUUCUUACCAAACGGUUCAUUGGCUCCGAGAUUAAAUAUUGAUAGUAAUGUAUUAUUAAGUAAAAUCUCAGAAUAUGAUGAUUGUGAUUGUUCGGCAUCAGAUUCCAAUGUGUUAUAUAUUUCAAGUUAUACAGAUCCUAUCAACAGUAAUGAUGAUGAUUGUGAAAUAAAAUCUAUAAAAAACAAUACUGGUGAUAAUGAUAAUCACAAAUUAAUUAUGAAAUCAAAGAAAACACAGUACAGUAAUUAUAGGUAUGGUGGAAAAAAUAAAAGAGGAAAGCGCCUUAAAGAGUCUACUAAGAAUAAUGGCAAAUUGUAUCAUAAUAAUAAUACAUCAGAUACUACAGACAGCUCUGAUGAACAUUUUCAUUCAUCAUCUAGAUCAAAUCGUAUUUCACAAUUUUAA